Molecule: messenger RNA, 3030 nt
Organism: Amphiprion ocellaris (clown anemonefish)
Lineage: Eukaryota; Metazoa; Chordata; Actinopteri; Pomacentridae
Product: probable G-protein coupled receptor 139
Exons: 4
Coding region: 391-1473 (360 amino acids)
Biological process (GO): G protein-coupled receptor signaling pathway
Cellular component (GO): membrane
Molecular function (GO): G protein-coupled receptor activity
Source: RefSeq, a predicted model, not a curated record
AAGUGUUUAGGAACAUACCCUUCAGGUUGCCAGGUGGUGCGACUCCCUCCUCCUGAAGCUUUAUAGCAGCAGUAGCUGGAGCUGUCUCACCGAUCCCUCCUUCAUAUUAUCAAUCGCCUCAUCUUUGAGGAGCCAUAAGCUGCUGGGAUGCACCUGUAUGGAAGAACUCCUCUCUUUAUGGCACCUUUACAGCUUUAAGGAACACAGCACGAAGGUCCUAAACACACCAGCUUUCCAGGCAGAUAACGGCUUAAGAAAUACCACAACUUUCCAAGCAAACCUUCCACUGCUCCCUUCUCUUCAGUGAUGCCCAGGUGAGACCCACCCAAAGCAGACGGAUCAGCUUCCAUUGAGUGAUUAUUGUAUUAGCAUGUAAGCGGCAGAUGAAUUAUGGAGGGAGCCAGCAUCACCGUCUUUGUCAUCGUACAGAAGAUAUACUACCCGUUACUCUGUGUCAUGGGUAUCCCAGCAAACCUCUUCACGUUCUACAUGAUCUGUUUCCGUAAAUGUGGGAUGUCCAACACAGCCAUCGUUUACCUGAGCUGUCUGGCCAUUGUAGACACCUUCUACCUGCUGUGGGUGAUUCUCAUCGACCUCACUCUCACUUUCUGGAUGCGGCAGCCCUUCUGGCACUCCCAUCCCUGGUGUGGCAUUCUGGGAUUCCUGCAGUAUGGAGCUCUCUACAGCUCUUCCUGGAUUGUGGUGGUGUUUACCAUCGAGCGAUACCUCGUCCUCCGAAGCACGGCAACCAAACAGCACUUCUCCCAGCCCUGGGUCACCAAACUGACCUGCAUCGCUAUUGUGCUGGUGUCCCAUGUGGUUUCUGUACCGAUGGCUUGGAUCAACGUUGUCACACCUGUGGACUUCACCGUGAACGGGGAGAACGUGACGCUGCCCAGGUGUCGAUAUCGUGAUAAGACCUACUCUACAGUUUUAGUGUGGAUAGCCACCUUCCUCUCUAUAGGAAUCCCCAUCGUGUUGGUCAUCAUCUUCAACUCCCUCAUCAGCUACCAUCUGUGCCGCGCCAGCAAUCUUUUCACCAAGGAGGAGCGUCGUGUCAUGCAUGGGAAGAGCACCAGGGGGAUGUUGAGAAGAACCAUUCUGCUGCUGGGAACAGUCUCCGUGACCUUCGUUGUACUCAGUCUGCCUCGGUUUGUCACGUACUCCAUCCUGAGGACCCAGUACAACAAUGAGAGCUUCAACAGGAAUGACUACAGCAUUCCCAUCAACGUGGCUGGAGAUUUAGCCAACAUGCUGCAGAACUUAAACUCCACCACCAACUUCCUGCUCUACUGCAUGGUCAGCCGGUGCUUCCGGAGGGAGCUGGUCCGGGUGGUGACUUGUAAUUCGAAGGCCCGUGAGCUGGGCUCCGUCCUCACUCAUACUACCAUGAAAGUCUUCUCAGUGGUUAAUCAUAAGACUUCCAGCAAUCCUGGGAUAGUGGUGCUAAUCAAUCUCAAACAGAUGGAGUAGAAAGCAAUUCCAAGAACAAGUUCAUCUUUAACCCUGGAAGUUAAUUUUUGGUCUUAAAUAGUAGCUUUACACAACAGCCUUAUUUCAAGGUCUACCUAACAACUUCAUGUAGACUUAAUCCUAACAAACUCAACAAACUGAGAUACAGCCAAAAGCUAAUAUGUGCACCUUGAGCUAAAAUUAUUUUGUGAACUUAAUCCGUAAUGCUUUUCCUUAUUUUUAGCUAUUCUAAUGUUAUGCCUUCUGGUCCACUCUUUUGGUCCUGACUGAAAUAGCUCAACAACUGUUUGAUUGAUUGCCAUGAAACUUUGUACAGAGAUUCAUGGCCCCCAGAGGAUGAGUACUACCAACUUUAGUGAUCCCCAUCUUUUCAUCUUGUGCCACCAGUUGGUUAAAUUUUCCACUUAUUCAGAGACAAACAUUCGUUUUCCCAAAUUAUGUAUCCUGAUAACUACAGUGACUUUCUGAUUUCUAUUUAAAACUAUUAUAAGGAUCACAAUUGAGGUCUUAAGAAUUACUGGAUUGCUAAAUCUGUGUUUUUGAGACUGUCAUCAGUAUGCUGUAGCUUGGACAUAGCUGUAGAUGGACAUGUUCAUCCAUGGCAGUGACUGCUUGAUUUACUUAUUAUAGUUUCAAACAUAGAAAAAACACAAUAUGGACAAUGAACAAUGAUGGUGAACAAUUUUCACAAAAGGGUAUCUUUAAGAAGAGCUGAAUACUGGAUUAGAUUGCACAUUAGUGGUACAUGUGUUGAAAGUUGAUUUCACUGGAAGAUGUUUCAGUUCAUAAUAACUGAUCCUUUGCUGUUAUCAAGCUAACAUUUUAAUUUCUCCAGUGAUCAGAUGCAUGCAAAACUAAACUUCAGUUACUCUUUUUGUGUUGUGAUAGUCAACAGAUGUUAGCAUGAUAGCACACUAACUUAUAAUAAUGCGAAAUCCAUCUGCCUAAACAUCGGCACCUUGUGUGCUCAUUGCUAUUGUUAUACUUCUCCCUUGAUUUGUUACCUUCAUUCAUAUAUUCCUAAUUAGUUUAUGCUCUAACUUGUCAGUUUCAAGUCUCCUUCAGUACAAAAUUAUGUUCAUUUUGUAAAUUAAAGUCUCAUUUAGAGUAAAAUAGAAAAUAAAGCAGGGUAUGUUUUAGGGCGGAGCUACCUUGUGAUUGACAGGUUGAUGUUGUACUGUAUAGCCGUGCACAGUGUCCACUCCUUGCAUGUUAUGUCCAGUUUCAAAAGGCCAAAUGCCAAACCAAAGGCUUCAAAACAGAAGUUCACAAACCAAUGGGUGAAGUGAGGGUGCCUACGUCCUUUUUUUUUAUACAGUCUAUGUUGUGGAGAGCCUCCAGCAAGGGUGUAGUCAGUAAAGUUCAUAAAGGCAUUUGGAAGUUAAUUUGUAGUGUGUAACUGUGGAUUCGAAGUUAUGCAGAACACGUGAACUUGUUAUGUGGCAUAGAAAAUGUUUCAUUGUUUAUCCAAAACUCACUAUUUAAUACUGUAAUUGAAUUCAUACAAACUGCAUGUUUUAUUCCCAUACAUGUCAAGUGUUUACUUUCUGACUGAUU